AGAGGGGACCGCGAGCCCGGAUUACUGCCAGCCGGGGUGCGGGUACCGCGAGCCCGGGUUACCGUGAGCCCGGGUUACCGCGAGCCUGGGUGGGGGGACUGCAAGCCGGAGUGGGGAGACCGCGAGCCCGGGUUACCUGCUCGCGCCUCCUGCACCGCCACCACCGCCCAUCCAAGGAUAUGCCUUCAAGCCUCCGCCUAGACCCGACUUCGGGACCUCCGGGAGAACAAUCAAAUUACAGGCCAACUUCUUUGAAAUGGACAUUCCAAAAAUUGACAUCUAUCAUUAUGAAUUGGAUAUCAAACCAGAGAAAUGCCCGAGGAGAGUUAACAGGGAAAUAGUGGAACAUAUGGUCCAGCACUUUAAAACACAGAUCUUUGGGGAUCGGAAACCAGUGUUUGAUGGAAGAAAGAACCUCUACACGGCGAUGCCCCUCCCAAUCGGGAGGGAUAAGGUGGAGCUGGAGGUUACGUUGCCAGGAGAAGGGAAAGAUCGCAUCUUCAAGGUGGCCAUCAAGUGGGUGUCGUGUGUGAGCUUGCAGGCGUUACAUGAUGCACUUUCGGGGCGGCUGCCCAGUGUCCCCUUUGAGACGAUCCAGGCCUUGGACGUGGUCAUGAGGCAUUUGCCAUCCAUGAGGUACACCCCCGUGGGCCGCUCCUUCUUUACCGCCUCCGAGGGCUGCUCCAACCCGCUUGGUGGGGGCCGAGAAGUGUGGUUUGGCUUCCAUCAGUCCGUCCGACCUUCUCUUUGGAAAAUGAUGCUAAAUAUUGACGUCUCAGCAACAGCGUUUUAUAAGGCACAGCCAGUGAUCGAGUUUGUUUGUGAAGUUUUGGAUUUUAAAAGUAUUGAAGAGCAACAAAAACCUCUGACAGAUUCCCAAAGGGUGAAGUUUACCAAAGAAAUCAAAGGUCUAAAGGUGGAGAUAACGCACUGCGGGCAGAUGAAGAGGAAGUAUCGCGUCUGCAACGUGACCCGGCGGCCCGCCAGCCACCAAACGUUCCCGCUGCAGCAGGAGAGCGGGCAGACGGUGGAGUGCACAGUGGCCCAGUACUUCAAGGACAGGCACAAGCUGGUUCUGCGCUAUCCCCACCUCCCAUGUUUACAAGUCGGACAGGAGCAGAAACACACCUACCUUCCCCUCGAGGUCUGUAACAUAGUGGCAGGACAGAGAUGUAUAAAAAAGUUGACUGACAAUCAGACCUCAACCAUGAUCAGAGCGACUGCCAGGUCAGCGCCCGAUCGGCAAGAAGAGAUUAGCAAACUGAUGAGAAGUGCAAGUUUUAAUACCGAUCCGUAUGUUCGUGAAUUUGGCAUCAUGGUCAAGGACGAGAUGACAGAUGUGACUGGGCGGGUCCUCCAGCCACCCUCCAUCCUCUACGGGGGCAGGAAUAAAGCGAUUGCCACCCCUGUCCAGGGCGUCUGGGACAUGAGGAACAAGCAGUUUCAUACGGGCAUUGAGAUCAAGGUGUGGGCCAUUGCGUGCUUCGCCCCCCAGCGCCAGUGCACGGAAGUCCACCUUAAGUCCUUCACAGAGCAGCUCAGAAAGAUCUCCAGAGAUGCUGGGAUGCCCAUCCAGGGCCAGCCGUGCUUCUGUAAAUAUGCCCAGGGGGCGGACAGCGUGGAGCCCAUGUUCAGGCAUCUGAAGAACACGUACGCCGGCCUUCAGCUGGUGGUGGUCAUCCUGCCUGGCAAAACCCCUGUUUACGCCGAGGUCAAGCGCGUGGGAGACACGGUGUUAGGGAUGGCCACACAGUGUGUGCAGAUGAAGAAUGUGCAGAGGACCACGCCACAGACCCUGUCCAACCUCUGCUUGAAGAUCAAUGUCAAACUGGGAGGCGUGAACAACAUCCUACUGCCCCAGGGGAGGCCUCCAGUGUUCCAGCAGCCGGUCAUCUUUCUGGGCGCUGAUGUUACUCACCCACCCGCUGGGGACGGGAAGAAGCCUUCUAUCGCCGCCGUCGUGGGCAGCAUGGACGCCCACCCCAAUCGCUACUGUGCCACCGUAAGGGUCCAGCAGCACCGGCAAGAGAUCAUCCAAGACCUGGCCGCCAUGGUGCGCGAGCUCCUCAUCCAGUUCUACAAGUCCACGCGCUUCAAGCCCACACGCAUCAUCUUCUACCGCGACGGUGUCUCGGAAGGGCAGUUUCAACAGGUUCUCCACCACGAGUUACUGGCCAUCCGCGAGGCGUGUAUUAAGCUCGAAAAAGACUACCAGCCGGGGAUCACUUUCAUCGUGGUACAGAAGAGACACCACACACGGCUCUUCUGCACUGACAAGAACGAGCGGGUUGGGAAAAGUGGAAACAUUCCAGCAGGCACAACCGUGGACACGAAGAUCACCCACCCGACCGAGUUUGACUUCUACCUGUGCAGUCACGCCGGCAUCCAGGGAACAAGCAGGCCUUCCCACUAUCACGUGCUUUGGGAUGACAAUCGUUUCUCUUCCGAUGAGCUGCAGAUUCUCACCUACCAGCUGUGUCACACCUACGUGCGCUGCACGCGCUCCGUAUCCAUCCCUGCGCCAGCAUACUAUGCUCACCUGGUGGCCUUCCGGGCCAGGUACCACCUGGUGGAUAAGGAACAUGAUAGUGCUGAAGGAAGCCAUACCUCUGGGCAGAGUAACGGCCGAGACCAUCAAGCGCUGGCCAAGGCGGUCCAGGUUCACCAGGACACACUGCGCACCAUGUACUUUGCUUGACAUGUUUAGUGUUUACGAUUGUGUACCGAGUUGGAUUCACAUGAGACCAGCUACACUCAGACCAACAGAUGCCCAGCCCUUCCGUGACAGCCAGCAUCGAACAUGAGACGUCAUUGAUUUCAGUAGAUUCUCCAUUUUCCAGAAUGCCUUCCGUCCCAGAUUUCACACUUGGAUUUUGAACUGCAGACCUGUAUGAGACCCCGUUGUCCUAGGAAAUAUGGUUUGCCAAAAUCUAUAAGCUGCUUACUAAAAUAGAGUCCCGUGUUUCCUAAAAAUCUCCUAAAACCAGUCUAUGAACUCAGGGCUUUAAAACGUUUUUAAUUUAUUUGGUCAUUCAAUUUACUUGUUUUUAACACAUGAUUCUAUAUGAAAUUGAUGGGCUCAAACUAGCUGUGAACGUUCUCUGAGAGUGAGAGCAGCACAAAACACGAUUGUGGUUUUAAAGCCUUGAACAUUCUGAUGUUGUCACUAAAGUUUAUUUCAAAGUGAUGCUAGUGUGCUCCUGACUUGGCUUUCACAAGCCCUUCGGGACCCGAGGGCAGGUGGCAUGCCGAGGCGCCCACAGGUGGGUCUGUUCUGCCACUGCUUGCCUUUCUCACAGCUUGAAACAAGGAGCAGUGGCAGAAGAUGGGCCACGUGUGUUUACAACAUUUAUAGGUCCAGAGAGAUUGGCAGACAAGUGCCAUUUUAAUAAAAAUUUAUUUAAAAAAAGAAAAAAGACAAUAUGCUGACAGUCUAAUCAUAAGAUUUGUCCUAUAGGACUGUGACGUUUAUUUUCCAAAGUUUCUAAAGAAUACGGGUCUGUGGUGAUAAAUACAGUACAAUCCUUUUUCACUGUUAUGUCUUUAAUGUAAGAGAAAAAUAUAUAUAUCUGGUUUGCAGUAUUAAUGUGAUAGAUAGAUGGGAUAGAUGCCAUUUUUCAUUUUAUUGACUACGGGGUGCUUCUUGUGAUCUGUUUAGCGUUAUCAAGAGUGUUUCGGAGCCUGGAGCCUGGAGCCUGGACCACCUCCUGUGGUUCUCAGUGCUUAAGUACAGGAAUAUGCAGUUGACUUAAUGUGACAGCAGCCUGCCCCCCUCAGCGUAGAUUGUGUAGCCUGUACCUUCAGGAGGACCGAGCACACUCACGAGGCCAUCACUCCCUCCCUCUCUGUCCCCUCGCCCCCGUGUUCUUGCUCAGCCGAUUAAGCACAAAUGGAAUGUAUGUAUUCUCCCAUUCCUGGGAGACACGUCCAUGUAUCAGAGUGUACCUCUCUCUGUGUGUGGUUUUGUUAGACUCGUUUCAUAGGAUCUAUGCACUGAAACACACAGAAAGCUGUUGGCAGUGGCUCCCUGUUGGGGGCGAGGCCAGCAGUCAGCAACAGAGCCCUGGCCUCCGGAUGGCUGACUGCCAGGCCAGCAGCAGUGGCAGACCCUUCUGCUAAGAUUUGCAUUCUGGGCCCCAGAUGUGGGUUUGCCAAUCUGGAAACCAUUGCACUAAGAGUGAUACCAUGGACAGCUUGAAAAGGGUAAGAACAGACACGUCUGUUUGUGCUAACUGGCUUUUUGUUCUUGUAGGCAGUUGUAUUCAGAGUCAAGUCCACAUUCAAUGUAGAGAUUCUAGGAAGGAGACGACCCUUCCCUAGAGCUGCUUUGUGCUCUGUAGGUUUCCACUCCCCAGCCCGGCCUGACAUUUACCUCUGGCACUGCGGUGGAGUGAGGGUCCCGAUGGGGGUGCCUCGUGCUGGAAUAAGCGCCACCUCUGUCUCCUGGUCUGACGGCUCCAAGGGGUGGGAAGGGCAGGGAACCGCAGGCCGAGCUGUAAUGGACACUCAGCCUGGAUUUUGGCAGCGAUAACAAAGGGAUGACAAUAUUAUUUGUGAAGCUAUCUACUCCGAGAACUGUGUGCGUGUGUGUGUGUCUGUGUGUGCAUGUGGGUGUCUUAUUAAUGGCAUUAGUCUCUUCUUGCUGUAUCUUUUUUUCUUUGUCUUUUUAAAUGACAGAAGCCUCUGCUCUAAGAAACGUUGCAAUUCCCUGUCGUUUUAUUGGCAAGUGGCACUUUCUCCUAUGUUCAGAAGCAUACCAAUACACUCUUGGCUUAAAUUACCAGAAGCAUUCAAGCUAAGGAGGGAAUCUUUUCACUAAUACGCUUUUAAAAUCUGAAAUUAGGUUAGUUUUCAGCCAUUUUUAGGAUCAUCUAGAACCACGUGUCUCAAAGGUGUGUUUUUAACCACCUGCACCAGGAUCUCAGUGGUCGGGGCAGUGGCGGUGCUUGGUAAAAAUGCAGACCCCAGGGCUGGGAGUGGCAUCUGCAUUUUACACCAUUGGCCAGGGUUCCAGGACUGCCUGGAGUCAGAGAGCCCUGAUCUAGAGCUCGCUGGAGUGUGCUCUCCCGCGCGCCGCGGGUCCAGCAGGGAGUAGCUCUUUGGGCUGCAGGGAGAGGGUUUCUGAGCUAAUACCUGGGGAAGAUCACAGGCUGGCAGAAAAUUGGACCUAAAAUUUUUUAUCAUUUUUGAAGGAAAAGUUUUCUUGUUAGUGGGCCAAAGUACUUUGAGAAGGAUACUUUUUAUAGCCCUAUGCUUGUUUUAUAAAACUUUUAAUACUAAAAGCAUUAAUAGACCAAACGUCUCCAGCUGGGUUAGCUGCAUACCUUGGUACAUGUCUAAUGAUUCAGAAUUUAAAUGGCUAUAGUUACAAUUUCUCAGGUAAAUAAUUGUUCUCCCAAAUUUCUACCAAUCCCCCCAUUAUUAGGAUAAAUUUUGAGACAGUGUAAAACCUCAAAGCGCAGUAGAAUAAGUCCGAGCCCUGUUCAUAUGGAAGCCAAAGGGCCCCCUGCCCGUCUUCUGCUUGUGCUUGCACCCGCACAGGGCUACCUCAUGCCUGCGCGUGGCCCCGAGGAGGGGCUCUGGGGUAGCCCCAUCCUCCUCCUGCGUUUGACUGGACCCCGGAGGCUCGGGGCCCAUGCAGAUUAGAGAGGCGUCUGCUCGCCGGCUUUGCCCCACCCCACUGUUAAGUAAGGUGUGCCUUGCUUUAAGCAAACUGAAUGUGAAAAUUAUGAUGUAGGAAUCUGGAUUCAUUUAAAAGAAAAACCGGGACUUAUCUCAUCUCUUUAAAAGAGGUCUCCCAAUUAGAUUCUUGUACUGGUACUCUUCCUAGUAUAUUUUAAAAUAUUCACUGUAAGAAAAAUAAUGUAUUCCCAUCCCUUCACCACUAUCUAUUACAUUUCAGAAGCUCUCACCCUAAUAACUAAGUGAUGAAAGAAACCCAGGGGAGCCGUUUAAAAAGCCACCGUUUUGUAGAACAUCCCUUUGGUAAUGCUAUAAUUCCAUCCUGCUGUUUGUGUAUCAUAAGCUUAGAUUUUCCUAGUUCAGAUGAAUUUUGUAAAACUGGGCAUACUUGUACUUUUAGAAAGGGAUUGUUUUAUUUGGGUUUUCUGUUUUGAGAAGUCUUCGCAUGUACACUUGAUACUACAUUUUAGGGUCUGCCUUUUCAAGAUUAUGUUGCUCUUCGGUAGUGUUCCCAUACUCCCUUAAAUGAAUGUUUGCACUCUGGAACCACAGACAUCCCUGGCCACUGCAGCGGCCUCCCCUUGAGGGAACUGCUGGCAACAGAGUGUUUGCCAAGCUGUUGGAGGUGGGCCGUAAGCUCUGCUGUUCCCGGUGUUUCCCCGGGUACUGAGUGCUCAUAGACAAUUCGAGUCCAGCUCCUACAGCAGGGUUGGGGGGAGUUCUAUUGAUGUUAGAUUCUAUGUUAUUUUUAUUGUUGUUAAAUGCAAAUGUUGCUAUUUAUUUUUUCCUUUCUGCUCUGGUUUGAUUUGGCCGAUGUGGAUAUUCCAGUGCAUGUGGUACCUGAUGAAUAUGAUAGAAAUUAUUUUCCCCGAUUUUUAUAAAUUACCUAAUGUUUACCUUCAAUUUUGCCGGAUGAUUUAUUUUUGAAAGCUACAAAGGUAAUUUUUCUGGAUGAAUUGUUUUUCUUAUAUACGCAGCGAUGUAAUUUUACAUUGAUCUGCAGGGUGGUUUAAAUUUUAUUUUUACAAGGCAGUUUUUCAGUCAAAUUAUAUAUUUGAUACAAUAUGUUAAGGGUAGACCAGCCAAGCGUCAUGCAGUUGGGACACCAGACUGUCUCUGGGAGGCCUUUGGGGGCUGGGGCCGCUUCUCUUGGUCGCUCGUUGUCAUGGAAGCACUUGGCUUGUGUCAUGGAGCCGUCAGGAUCUGGAUGUAGGCCUUCACUGGGACUUUGAUCUGUUGAACAGUUAAAAGAAUUUUUCCUGGGCAUUUUCCUACACCUAAGGCAGUUCCAUUAGAAGCUGACAUAAUCCAGACAGUGGACAAUCCCAGUGGCCCGGACAAGCCAUAGAAAUUUCCCUGUGACCUCUUUGACUCAUCUCUCACGCUCAUGAGAAAAGGAAUGUACAAUAAAUAGAAACUUCCUCAGUGUUCGUGCGCCUCACUUUCAGAAUGCAGAUAUCUUCUUUAUAUUUUAAGCCCUUCCCCAAAGUAGCCCAAAAUAUUUUCUCUAGCUGCCGUGCCAGAGUUUCGGCUGCUGUGACGUUUUUCAAUGUAGACACAGUGCACGUGUGACUUUGUAAUGGGGCUCUCCGUGUUACACACAGGCUGACUCUUUUUUGUAAGGAAAACUUUCAACUCCAAAUAAUUGCACUGAUUUUUUGACAGCUUCCUUUUUAUGAUGUCCCACUUUGCAUCUGCUGUACUUGUUUGAGGUGACUGUAAAUAGGGUUAGGCUCGCAGAAGUGAUGUGAACGCAGCAUUGCUUUGUUUUAGGGAGGCUGCCGCGUUCUUCAGUAUUAUGUGUUAGAGUCGUGUGGACGUAAUUCUGUUCUUUAGCCUUGUGUCUGUUGACCAUUCAUGAAGGACAAACUAGCCUCGUUUUCUUGUUUUUCUGAAGAAAAGGUUGCAACCUAUUGAGAGGGGAAGAUGCUCUCUCCUUAAGUUCUGAAGAUGUACUUUUAAGAGAAUUGUGAAUCCUUUGCACACUUUUUUGGUCUGUCUAAUUCCUUGUCGUUUGCCAUGACUCCCCAAAGCGUGUUCUUCUAGUCUGCCCAGCACUCGGCAGUUCGGUGGGAAGCAUCUGUCUGGCCAAUGUUAACAGAGGGUGAGGGCUGCCCUCGCUUGUCUUUGGUCAGCCGUCAUUUUAAAGCCAUGAGGUCACUGUUGUGUCAAAACCGUCAUUUAUGGCUUAUCCCAUGGAUGCUAGAGAGCCCUGAAAUCCAGUGCCGUUCCUCUCUGCCCCGUGAUUCUGCUAGAUUAGAAGUGCGUGCUCCAGCCCACAGUGUUGCAGUUCUGUUUGUGGUCAGGCUGCCCAGUGUCAGACACACAAAGGAGUUCUUAGACCCAAAUCGGUCACCUGAGUGUGUGAAUGUCACGUCGAUGCCAUCGUGGUACCCUCGCUUAAUGCUUUUUUGGAUGUGUCUUGCCAUUUUAUUGUCGAAAGUGAAUGUAUUGGCUUAGCCAAAUCACUACAGAAGGUGGUUUCUAAAUACCUUUUAGAUGAAAUAAAUGCAGAUAAAGGCUACCUCUGAAUUCUCAAUAGAUUCAUGUUUGCUCUUAACCCUAGCACUCCACACUGAAAAUAGCCAAAAUGUUGCCUGAAUAAACUGAAUUGUGAACAUCUCUCUGUUCAGUUCUGGCUUGAAAAUUUGUGUGCCAUACUGUGACCCGUGGGCAGUCCCCUCCUCCCCCUCUGAGGUGCCAUGGGUGGGCCAGGGUCUCCUCAGGGCUGCCCAGCUCCGAGAUUCUAGGAUUCUAAGCUGCCAGCGUGAAUGAAACGGAAAGGCUUUUCUGCACUGUCCUCACAGGCUGGCAGGAGCAUCUCCAUGCAGGGCUGUGUGUGGCGAAACCUUGAAAUGGCCUGCUGUCCUGGCUUUUCACUUUCCUGUUCAAUAUAAGAAAGCACUUUUUUUUUUUUCUUUUGCUUUACUUAUGAGUGGGUUGAAAAUGGCUCCCUCUGCCCUCUUCUCCCUUUUUAUACACUCUUUAAAAUCACCACGGUGCUUAAACACCGAUCUCGUGCAAGUAAUACGUUUAAAGUAGCUGCAUGGUUUCGAAAAACAAUGCAGAUGUAGUUGACCUUUGACUUUGGAACUUUGAGUUACUAUCAUUCCCUACUUAAAAAUGAUCUAAGGUUUGAAAGCAGAAUGUUCUGUUCAAAUCCAAGGCCCUUUGUUUGAAAGGAACACAGGGUCCACAGCCGGCGUCUUGAAGUAGGAGCUCCUGCCACCGGCGCCCUGGAUCCUCUGACGCCAACUUGCAGGAAAUCUGUCCUGGGAGAGUUUGCUGUGACUCUGAAUCUUGUGACCCCUUCUUGUGAUUAACCACUUUGCUGUCAGAAAUGUCCUUUGCCCACACACCACUGUGGGUAAUGCAUUCACUGUCACCCUCUGCCUCCUUCACGCCUUUUCUUUAGGUUCCUUAUGUUCUCUCAUCUUCAGAAGUUUAGCAUUUGCUCCAAAACACCUCCACUGGUUUGCUCUUAAAUUCUUGAGGGACAGGCAGCAAGCUUUGCAAUUACAGAUGUCUGGGUAUGUGGAAGUGGCUCUGCUCUCCUGCUGGAUGCUCAUCAGACAUUGACUUUGGCCCAGAGAGGUCCCAAAUCCAUCAUUACGUGGAAGUAAUUGCCUUUAACACUGUUGUUUUGGGUUUUGAUGAUUUUCAUGCUACGUGGCGUGCUUUAAUUCUGAAAGAGCUAAGUGUCCUUUGCGGUCUUUCUAAGAAUGUGUUGUAACUCUGCAACCACACUGCUCUGUAGCUGCAGGCCACCCCAGGCACCUCGGAUGUGUAGGGUGGGUGCCCAACAUCUGCUGACCUGCUUCUGGGGCUCCUUGGGACCUCUGGGUUGGCCUCAUUUUUAGCCAGAAUCCCAUAGAGGGUGUUUCUGGGGACACUGCGCAGUGGCCCACUCCUCCAGUCAGUAAUGUGAACUGUUGAACGCAGAUCUGCCCAUCAGCUUUUUGCUCGCAUGUCUCCAGAAUCCUGAGGUGGGCCUCUCCCACCAUCUUUGCGUUCAUGAAAGCGUAUUUUAAAAUGAGAGAACUGAAGAUUACUGGUGCUUUUGUUAACACUUUUCUGUCUUAUUGGUUGAUGUGAACAAUUUCGAUGUGUUAGAUCUUUAGAUGCCUUUGGUGGUGUGACUGAUGGGCUGAGUCCUCUUCUCGCUCCAGCCCCUCGUGAGGGGCUCAGGGAGGCUGGAUUGUCUCCUAUUUGCACCUCUUUGGAUUUGAGUAGUUCAGAGUCAAAGCUAAAACACCAAAUAUUCAUUCUUUCCCCCCAGGUGUCUCUAGGCCAACCUCGUUCAGUACUUUCUGAAUCUUCAAGGUCCUUAAAACCAGGAGUUGAUCCCAAGGAUGCCCCACACCACCAGGCCAGGGGGUGCAACGCAGACCAACUGCUUGGCUGCUUGGCACCACUUGACAGCAAUAGGUGCUCAUGUGGAGGACCAGAGGCUCCUUUGAACUCUGGAGGUUGUGGGAACAAUCCUGAGGGGAGGGAGAAGGCAGGCCCCUCUGACCCAAGAAGCAGGUGAUGCCCAGGUUUUCCUCUGGUCUCCAUCAGUACCAGACUGAGUAUGUUCUGGAAGACCCAGUCUCAGCCUCUGUGCCUUUAAAGUCCAGUCCUCAGUGUCCUUUCAGAAUCAUGUUGGGGCUCCAUUUUCAUUGGGAAGUAAGCCUGUACCAUUACAUAAGUCAAUCAUGGACCUGCCUUUGAAGCUCCUUCUGCUCCUCAGCUCCUGACUCUGUGAACUGUGGUGCCCAUGCACGCUGUCUCGUGUCGGAGAAUGUUAGGUUCCUGUUGCAUGAUUUCUCCCAUGCUCUCACCAAGUUCACCUCUGCUGGAAUUUCAGGAAAUUGGUGCAAGGCCCAUCUCCGACAUUGACCAUGACCAUCAGCAAAACCUGGUGGUUUUGUUCUCACAGUCACUCAACAAGAGUAUUUAGUGUAACAGAACUAGAUUUUUAAAAAAGGAGUUAGAAUCGUGUCUUUGUGCAAUGUACGUGAAGUCCUCAGAUGUAAGGUGCUAUUGAGUCCUACCAUCCCUGUUUUGGAAUGCUUUUCGUGAUUGUUGCUCCAUUUUGUGAUGUGCAGGGAGACUGCUUGCUUAGUUGUGGCUGUCACUUUGAGCUGUGCACAUAGGAGUCUAAUUUUGACAUAUCUAAAAUACAAUUUUUAGCUCUAACUUUUUCAAGCCAGGUCUUGAGCAGUUUUCUUGGCUGAUGGACCACCUUUCCCUGUCGGGGUGAUUUUAUUGGUUUUAAGUGGGGGAAAUAAUCCAAUGUUAUUUAUUUUUAAAAUGUGUAGAAGAUCCUUCUUGGUGGCUUCUCUUGGCCCUUUCCUCUUGCCCAAACCCUCCACUCUGAAAGGCAGCAAGCAGCCUUCCCUCAGCAGAGGCGCUGGCUGCCGAGGGCCCAGUACCUUGACAGCUUUGGAUCCUCUUCAAAGCCAAAUACACAAGUGACUAAAAUCCUUGAAAGUAUAUAGUGUAGCACUAAAUGGAAAUUUGAGUCUUGAGUUUGAUGGUGGAUUUUAAUGUAGUGGGUGAAGGUAUGAAUUCAUGUUUUAUAACUGUAGAGGCAAGUGAGUUUUUACUUUUUAAAAAGUUUUAAGAGGAAAAUUCUAAGUUUCUGUGCAGCAAAGUGGCUAAUUACUCAUUAAACACUAGAAAAGAAUGUCGUGUCUAAAUCCAGAUUGUUCUUCCCUCUGGUACACUUCAGAUUACUCGCCUCGGGUGUAUUGAGGGAUUGUAACCCUGAGUUUUAUCAGCUUUCCUAGUUUUAUUUUAUUUUUGUAAAAUAAAUGAAAAAGAACCAAAAAUGAAUUUGAAAGUUCCAUAGGUAGAUCUUGUCCCUUCUUAAUUUUCCCCCACAAUAAAACAUUUUAGAAGACAUUUCGAAUCCAAAUGUAUUACGACCCUUUAAAGUUUACUGUUUUCUCAGAAGCCGAGCAGCUACAAGGGCCUCAUUUCAGGUGGUACUCUGCGUGUUGUCCACGGACUCGUCUGUACCUGUGCGGUGGGUCUAUGUGACGAUGUCUUAUGUUUGCAAUAUAGAAACCGUGCAGUGCUGUUUUGUAAAUUGACAGUUCUUGUAUAAACUAGUAUUUAUAUACAUUGGCCUCUCUGUAUAACUUUUCAUUUGCUACAUGAAUUGUAAAAUUAAUUAUAAAAUUAUAGUACCUGCUAAAUACAAUUCUGAGGCUUCAUGUCCUUGUCUUUAGUUGAAUAUCAUUCUCUGUGUUUUGAGGAUGUCCAAUGCUUGCAUGAUGCUAGGUGGUAAUACCACUUUAAAUUAAGCCUUAAUCAGAUGUUAAAUUUGUAAGUUUCAGAGUAUGCAAAAAUAUUAGGCAGAGUGAGUUUAAAAUGUUCCGAUCAAGAUGCUAUUUCAUAAUUCAACAAGUCUUUCCUCUGGAGUUACAAAGGGAAAUGUUCAAUGAUACAGAUCUCUCUCUCUCGCUCGCUCUCUCUCUCUCGCUCGCUCUCUCGCUCGCUCUCUCUCUCUCUCACUCUCUCUCAUCUGGCUUGGCUGUUGCCAUCACUUGAUGAAAUUGGAUCAUUGUGCAUUUUUCUGGCAGUCAGUCAAAAAGACCUGUUCUGAAAGUCUUCAGACUUUUUCAGGGUUAUUUUUAAGUGUUUGAAUUGUUUUCCCUCCAGUCUGAGAUUUAUUCAUGGCUGAUGGAAAGUAUGAUUUGGGCGUCACCUUAUCUGCAAACCUGCUCGUGCUCUGAGCUUUCUUCAGGUAGUGCCACCUGUCAUCGCCUCUGCAUAUGAUUAAGUGGGUUUUUGUUUUUGUAAAAGCAUCUUAAAUUUAGACAGAAAUGGAGGGGACCCAGCUUUCUUUACAAUGCGGAUCUACCUCAGUUAAACAGUUGGGUGCUAUUUACUAAGUUUGUCAAAUUAAUUGGAAAAAGUAACCAAACAGUGAGAUGCAACUCCACACAAAGCUUGAAAUCAUAAUUUCCGUUUAUUUAAUAAUAUUUUUAUUUAUUUUGUGCCUUUUAUGUUGAAUCCUAACGCAUUGAAAAAAAUCACUAUGAAAUUAAAUAUUUUAUAUAGUAGGUGGGGAGCAAAGCCCAUUGGCCGUGGAAUUUGAUAGAUUUCCCCCAGCCAACUACUGACAUGUAUUGGAAUCCCAACUGCCCUCUUGUGAAAAGAAAAAAAAAUUGUGUCCAAGAGCAAAUUCAACAUUUUGCAAACAAAUUACAAACUCUUCUAUGCAUAUACUUACAGCUAUCACUCCACUUUCUGUGUGAGUGAAGGGGCGGCCAAAACAGCUCACAAGUACCCUUACUAUUGCUUUCGUCGCCAUUUGUGCCCACCUCUUCCUCCGGCAUAUUUUAUAAGUUUAUUUCAUAAGCAGCAAGUGGUUGGUUGUCAGUUCCAUCUCUCCUGACUCCUGGGGGAGGUGUUAAUGACCAUCGACAGCGGAAGGGGGGGCGCAUGUGACCGUCUGGAGGGGGGGGCCUGCAUCCGGCAGCAGCCUCGGGGGUUCUGUAAGUUAGGAAGGCUUUCUGGCAGGUGAGAAAGUAAGAUAGAGAUUGAUGACUUUCCAUGCUUUUGUAUUUGGCGGUUUACAACUCUAGACUUUUCCUACUACGGCGAUCUUUUCUAACUUAAUUCUUUGGAGGUAACACAAUAUUUUGGAGUCUUAAGAAUUUCAUUUUAUACCAAUAAGAAAUAAAAAUUAGGGAUCUUUCCUGUAGUAUAUAGUUUUACUAUUUUAAAGAGAUCUCUGAAUUUUACAAGAGAACCAACAUUCCUUACUGGCAAAACUUUGAAAGUUGAUUUGGGAGGCUUUUUGCUGCAGGAUCUCAAAAAAAUGGGAUGAUUCUAGUUAAAUGUUUUUAAUUUUUAAACUUCCAUCAGGUCGAUACUUAAGCUAUAUUUUGUAAAGAGUAAAUCAUCCUUUAGUAUGCUGCAUAUAAAGAUCAGCGUUGUUGCACUUUCUCAAUAAUAAUAAAUGCCCUGCGAUUGGCCCACCAGUAAGCAUUUUGUUUUUUACCUAACAAGAGUACUUUGGGCAGGUGAUUAAAUUUAUACAGGUACCUCAAGAAAAAGAACCUGAAUAUGCUGCAUUUUAUUUCUUUAGCUUUUAUAUGUAGCAUUUUGUUUUGCUCUUAUUAUUUUGUUUAGAUAUGUGCUUUUUGGACCCCAAUGGACUGUUGAAAGAAAUUUCAAAGUUACUCUUGUAGGGAUAAAGUACCUUUUUUUUUUUUUUUUUUUUUAACUUACUGCAAUCUCUGGUUCACAGGUUGCCCACCGGUAGAAUAAUGCUUUACCCAAAUACACCUGAGAAAAGGAUACCAUGUGUAUAAGCAGACAAUAAUGUUCCCAGUCCUUUCUGUUCAUGCUGCUUUCUUAAUUCUUUUCUCCAUGUCAUCAAGAGGUUGGAUAACUGAUUCCUAAGGUCAAACUUAAACAUUGUGGUAUCUUAACGUUUCCAACAAAACCUCACAAAAUUGCCAUUGAGUAAGUAGCAUGAUCCUAAAGGUGUUGCUGGCGUUAGGCAGCCGGGUCAAUCUGGUCUCUGAAGAGCCAGUCUUCGCACCCUCUAUUCUGCAGCACUCACCCUGAACUGAACAGAUGGGGAGUGGCCUCGAUUGACAAAAGACAACCCGGUGAAGAAGCUACAGGCUGAGACACUGAGCAUCUAUUGUCGUGUUUAAGCUUAGCUGGGUCCUUUCAAGUUUGUUUUACAGCUUACUAGAUUAAGUAGUUUGCACUAUUUUUGCAAUAAAUUCAUGGAAACCCUGACAGUUACUUGUUUUGUUUCUUACUGUGUGUAUAUAAACUAAUACUAAAAGUUUGGCAUAGUGUUUUUUCACCUCCAUACAUAACCCUUAACAUGCACAGAAUGCUGUAAAUCUGAUCAACUAUGACGUGAAUGAUAUUUUAUAAAGUUAUUUUGUAUGGUGUCAAUUUUGUUUUGCCUCAUAGUAUGUCAGCAAAAAAUAAAAUAAAGUUCCUCGUAUUUACA
Messenger RNA from Equus caballus (horse), 14656 nucleotides. The record is from RefSeq and is a predicted model, not a curated record. Lineage: Eukaryota; Metazoa; Chordata; Mammalia; Perissodactyla; Equidae.